Penicillium atrosanguineum is the source of this 1887-nucleotide messenger RNA. RefSeq names its product putative meiosis protein MEI2. NCBI's taxonomy places the organism in Eukaryota, Fungi, Ascomycota, Eurotiomycetes, Eurotiales, Aspergillaceae. The record is from RefSeq and is a predicted model, not a curated record. Gene Ontology annotation, molecular function: RNA binding. The transcript is spliced from 13 exons. Bases 1 to 1887 code for a protein of 628 amino acids.
AUGUCCCACGCCCAAUCUGGGGGCAUAUUUCCCUCUUCUGGCUCUGGACAUCUUAACUCGCCUAGCGCCCAGCUGGCUACCUUUUCCCCAUUCCCGGAGGACCUAGGCUAUCUACCCGACUCAAGCCCCUUGACAUCUCGUGCUCUUGACUACCGGACCAGGGAUCCAUUCAGAGGAUUCAGCCAGGUCACUCAGGCAGAACAGCAGGCUCUACAAUCUGACAGUGCAGCCAUCGACUCUAUGACUGUUUCGGGCUUCUCGAGCCGUUCCACUUAUCGAACAUCGUCGGAUAUAAACUAUGGCGCCCUGUCGGGUGCAUGCGCUAGUUCUGACCGCCAGGGGAACCUGAUGAGCCCUAACUACUCGCCGGUCCAACUUCGCACCGUUGGAAGGGCUUCGGCUUCGCGAGCACAUGGCCGCAGAUUCCUGGUUCAGAAUGUAUCUACUGAUAUUGAAUGCUUGGACCUGCUCAAGCAGCUUCCGAAGAAAAACUAUCCAACCAUGAUCGGGCCUCAGACCAUUGACCUUAACACCAAAGGUCGCUUCUGGGUUGGAUUCUUGGAUAUUCGUGAGGCAAAGUGCUUCGUUACCAUGGCUGAAUCCGAGUAUUACGGCUGGGAGGUCAUUCCCAUCACUUUGGAAGAUUUUAACCGAGAGACGCGGAUCCUACUCCCAAUGCCUCAAAACUUCGACGACUCCGUCUUGGUCACCCUCUAUUGCGGGAGCCGCUCUAACGUGAAUCCCGCAAAUGUCGUGAACAAGGUGAAACCGAUAAUCGAUCUCAUUGGGGACGUGCACUCUAUCCAGGAAAUCCAUUUCGGACACCCCUCGCGCGGAGCUCGCCUAACUGUGCAUGAACUGAUCGCCCGUUUUUUUAAUAACCACAAGGCGACGAAUGCAGUCCGAGUUCUCAACUCGAUCAGAACUGGGGAUUUCAUUAUGGAAGUAAUCCCAUAUUAUCCCGAAUCAGAAAACCAGGCCCCUCGUCACUGGGCUUCGACUGGCAAGAAUCGACGUGAGAUACUCUCGCAGCCCGGAACUCCGCCACAGCGGCGAGCAUACCUAUCACCAGGUGGUGAUCCUGAUAGUUCACCGAUCCCUGUCCCCGAUCGAGGCCUGGCACACAUCCAUGCAAUUAACUCUGGUCAAAUUCAUUACGAAGACGCUCGUACCACGGUGGGUGCACAAAAGGCAGUUGGCGCUCAAAUAACACUCACGAAGACUGACUUGUUUCCACUGAAAAAGAUCAUGCUGCGGAAUAUUCCGGCCCCUAUGACUUGGAUGGAAUUGAAGAGGAUUCUUGAUACUACCAGCCUUCACCGCUACAAUUUUAUGUAUUUGCGAAUGGAUUUCGAACACAACCAGAACGUCGGUUAUGCCUUCGUCAACUUUGCCUCGACCAAGGAUGUUCAUUCGUUUAUCGAUGCCCGCGAUGGCCGUAACUGGCCUGGAUUCCAUAUCCAUCACGACAAGAUUGCUGAAAUGUCCUAUGCAACUGUGCAAGGCAAGGAUGCGCUCGUGGAGAAGUUUCGGAACAGCCCUGUGAUUCUCAAUGCUUUGGACAAUCGCCCCAAGCUAUUCCAUAUGGAUGGUCCCUUUGUAGGCCAAGAAGCUACGUUUCCGCCGGUCAACAACUUCUACAUCCUGGCCAAGGGUGUCGAUCGUAGCCAGAAAAAUGGCCUCUAUCGCUCCGGUCCUCGGGUAGAUCCUCAAAUCGGAAACCGAUACUAUCGCUACCCGGAUGACGCUGAAGCUGUGCAGGGUGCUGUGCCUGACCGAGAUCAUGGAUCCCCCAUACGUGCCUCCCGAGGUGCUUUCGACACACGCCCAGCCCAUUCUACCCUACAGCGGUACAGCAUCAACCCUGAUGAGCCCCGCUCGGGUUAG